AUGAAGACUGCAACCUGUUCCCUUCUCAUCUGCGUCUUCCUUCUCCAGUUGAUGGUCCCAGUGAAUACUGAUGGGACCUUAGACAUUAUUGGGAAGAAAAAGGUCAAGGAACUUCAUGCCCAUCAAGAUAACUAUCCCUCUGUAAGGAAGACCCUCUCAUGCACUAAUGUCAAGUCUAUGAGCAAAUGGGCCUCCUGCCCUGCUGGGAUGACUGCUACUGGAUGUUCUUGUGGCUUUGCCUGUGGAUCAUGGGAGAUACAGAAUGAAAAUAUUUGCAAUUGCCUGUGCUUAAUCGUUGACUGGGCCUAUGCCCGCUGCUGCCAACUGUCCUAA
This is a messenger RNA of Rattus rattus (black rat), 333 nucleotides long. Its product is annotated as resistin-like alpha. The record is from RefSeq and is a predicted model, not a curated record. Gene Ontology annotation, molecular function: hormone activity. Gene Ontology annotation, cellular component: extracellular region. NCBI's taxonomy places the organism in Eukaryota, Metazoa, Chordata, Mammalia, Rodentia, Muridae.